UCCCGCGGGCGGAGAGGGGCGGGAGGCGGCUGGGGCCGAGGCCGGGCGGCGCGGCGGAAGUGCGCAGUAGCGCUCCCAUGGCCCGCCCCGCCCUGCCGGGGCUGCCGUGAGUGGGGGCGGCGCCGAGGGGCGGCGGAGUUAAACUAUAAGCAUGAAGAAAUUAAAGCUUAAAGAACUGGAAAGCUGUCUUCAACAAGUUGAUACUUUCGAAAGUCCAAAACUGCUCCUUGAGCAGUACCCGACAAGGCCUCAUAUUGCAGCAUGUAUGCUUUAUACAAUUCACAAUACUUUUGAUGAUAUUGAAAACAAAACAGUCGCAGAUUUAGGAUGUGGUUGUGGCAUGCUCAGUAUUGGAAGUGCAAUGUUGGGAGCAGGAUUGUGUGUGGGGUUUGAUAUAGAUGCAGAUGCACUGGAAAUAUUUAAUAGCAAUAUUGAAGACUUUGAGCUCAUGAACAUCAACAUGGUUCAGUGUGAUGUCUGUUCUUUAUCUGACAGCAUGUCAGAGACUUUUGACACAGUUAUUAUGAACCCUCCUUUCGGUACCAAGCAUAAUAAAGGAACAGAUACGAUUUUUCUGAAAACUGCUUUACAAAUGGCAAGAACAGCUGUAUAUUCCCUUCACAAAACUUCAACACGGCAGCACAUUCAAAAGAAAGCAGAUGAAUGGGAAGUGAAGAUGGAAGUCAUAGCAGAACUUAGAUAUGACCUACCAGCAUCAUACAAGUUCCAUAAGAAGAAAUCAUUCCACCUGAAUACUGAAUCCAGCAUCUUUGGUAAGAGGACAGUAACAUCUUUCAGAGCAUCAAGAUGAUUGACAAUGUAGAAGCAUGGAAAACUCCCCCAAGAUUCCCUUGUCACAGGAAAUUACGUUCUUCAUCAGAACACCCGCCUGGCAGCCCCGUCUUGUUUUAGUAGUUUAAUGCACCAACCAUUGUUCAGCCUACUGCAGUCUGCAGUAUUCCCAUUUCCUCCUCUUCCUGAUCUCAAGGCUAUGUUGCAUCCUUUGCUGUGCUUGCAGUUCUUUUUUAUCUAGGCACUUAACAGCCUUAAAAUUUGCAUCCCAGUCUCCACUACUGGACUUCCACCUGUACCUAACAUGCUCUUUAAAGCAUGAUUUCAGUGGGUGUUAGUUGGCAGCUCUGCUCAGAUCAUGGUCCAUUUGUCCAUAAAGCACUUCAGUAAAAUGCAGACUGUAGUUCACAAGCUGGUAGUUGCAGUUAUUUCCCAUUAGCCACCCUGACUACAGGGAACUGUGGGUCACUACCAGAUUCAGGUGCUGGCACUAUCUUAACAUCCCCUGCAAUGUUGUUCCCAACACCCAACUUGAGAAACCAUUGUUCUAUUUUACAUUAUACCUAAUUUGGUGUAAUCGAGUGGCAUUCUACAGAAUAGACUCAGCUUUUCCCAACUAACUGACCAGAUCUUUGUGUGCUACUGUAACUUCUAGUCCAACAGACAGUCAACCCACCGAAGAAAGAGAAGAAUAGUUUCAUUAGAUAAAUUUAUCACUGACUUAAUUCAGCUUGCAAACACUUCUGAUGGAGCUGUUAGGGCAGGAAGAACAAGAAAAAAAAAAGCCAAAAACACCUUUCCAUGGCAGAAAGCAGUUGUAGUGGGUUAGAUUGGACAUUACCGCACCCUCAGAGUCAAAAAAAAAAAAAAGUAUUGAAUGGCAGCUAUAUGAAUCUUGCUAUUCUUGAACCUUGGUGUAAAAUCACUGUAAAUCAGUUUGGUGAUUUAACUCGCAUUACAAAGUCUCUUCUCCAGGUGUGGCUUUUUUUAAGCACCAGGCAACGUAUUUAAGUGAACCAUGUUCUUAUGGGUGCUUUUCACAGUACAGCUCAACGUUUAAGACGACAUACUAAUUUACCAUGAGAUUUUAAAAACUUUGCUCUCUUGCAUAUUCUGAGAAAAAAAAAUAAUUUGGACUUCAGUCUUGUAUCUUGUUUUAAGAAAAAAGCAUUAACAAGAUGUUCUGGAAUGCUAGAACAAGACAGUCUGCUGCUCUACACUGAAAUACAGAUUGAGCUAGACAGGAAUCUUCCCUCACCACCUUCCAUUUGGUCAGCCAGUCUCAAGUACACUGUUAAGAAAGAGCUGAGUGGACGCAGUGGCUUUGCCCUCCUCUAUAGCAUGAAAUACAGAGCAGCCUCCAAGCAGGCUGCAUCUGCUUGCUCCUUCAGUGGUCUUUGCUGUUUUACCUGUCACACUGAAUAGCACAUAGAUUUAUUGGAGCAAGUUUUCCCUUAACACAAGUCGUUGUUAAAUAAAAGUUGGGGCCUUUUGACUGCGUGCUGCCAAAUCACCCCACCUCUUCUACCCUGACCAAAAACCACACUGGACUGAAAUAUGCAGGACAGCCUUCUUUUUACCACAGGAUACCCAACAAGUGCCAAGAUGGUAGUGCUGUGAAGCAGUAUGGAAGAAUAUACGCUUUUGUCUUCACCUAGCUUCUGCCACCUAAACUCCUUCAGCCUUGUUCUAUCCUUGAAUACCCCAUCCUUCUUGCUCUUUCGCAGCUCUCCCAGUGCACCACUCUCCAGUCUGCCUCACUCCAGGUACCAAAAUACCUGGAACCAGCAACUUACUUUCCACAUAAUAAUGCUCAGCCCUACUGCUAAGGGAUGAAAAACAAAGUCUACUUCAUUAGCAGUAUUUUCAAGGUAAAAACCACACCGUGCAGAAGUGUAAAACAACACAAGGCCUGGGACAAGUCCUUCAGAUUAAGUCUUACACCCGGAAGAGUUUUUCUAGAAAGGACCCAUUCAGCUGCCAAGUAACAACAAAAUUAAGGCAAGACUAAGAAAGACUCAAGCUUGCCAUAUGUGAAAUUCAGUUCAGACACUGAUUGAGCUCUAACCUAUUUAGAAUAAAAGCAGAAGCAGCCUUCUAAUUUAAGAGAAAUGCUAGUCCUGCUGCACAUGCUCACUUCAGGCUC
Molecule: messenger RNA, 2938 nt
Organism: Phalacrocorax carbo (great cormorant)
Lineage: Eukaryota; Metazoa; Chordata; Aves; Suliformes; Phalacrocoracidae
Source: RefSeq, a predicted model, not a curated record